GUGUGCCCAGCGCCCUGCGUGCAGUAGCUCGUCUCCGUGUCAGCGCCCCGUGAGCUCCACCUGACGGGGAGGCUUGCGGGCGGGGCGUGAUGCUCGCCCGGGGCUCCCUCUCCGUCCUCUUGCAGCCCCCCUGGGACUGCCUGGGCAGAUGGAGGUGUUCCAGGCCCUGCAGCGGCUGCACAUGACCGUCUUCUCCCAGAGCAUCUCCCCCUGUGGGAAGUUCCUGGCGGCCGGCAACAACUACGGGCAGAUCGCCAUCUUCAGCUUGUCGGCCGCCUUGAGCUCAGAAGCCAAAGAAGAAAGUAAGAAGCCGGUGCUGACCUUCCAAGCUCAUGAGGGGCCCGUCUACAGCAUGGUCUCCACCGAUCGCCAGCUGCUCAGUGCGGGGGAUGGGGAGGUGAAGGCCUGGCUCUGGGCAGAGAUCCUCAAGAAGGGCUGCAAGGAGCUGUGGCGCCGUCAACCCCCGUACAGGACCAGCCUGGAAGUGCCGGAGAUCAACGCGCUGCUGCUGGUGCCCAAGGAGAAUGCCCUCAUCCUGGCCGGAGGGGACUGUCAGCUGCACACCAUGGACCUGGAGACCGGGAGCUUCACCCGGGCCCUGCGGGGCCACACGGACUACGUCCACUGCCUGGCGCUGCGGGAGCGGAGCCCCGAGGUGCUGUCCGGCGGCGAGGAUGGGGCUGUGCGGCUUUGGGACCUGCGCACGGCCAAGGAGGUGCAGACGGUGGAGGUGUACAAGCAUGAGGAGUGUGCCAGGCCCCACAAUGGGCGCUGGAUCGGAUGCUUGGCCACGGACUCAGACUGGAUGGUGUGCGGAGGGGGCCCAGCCCUCACCCUGUGGCACCUGCGGUCCUCCACGCCCACUACCGUCUUCCCCGUGCGGGCACCACAGAAGCACGUGACUUUCUACCAGGACCUGAUUCUGUCCGCAGGCCAGGGCCGCUGCGUCAACCAGUGGCAGCUGAGCGGGGAGCUCAAGGCCCAAGUGCCUGGCUCUUCCCCAGGGCUGCUCAGCCUCAGCUUGAACCAGCAGCCAGCGGCCCCCGAGUGCAAGGUUCUGACUGCGGCCGGCAACAGCUGCCGGGUGGACGUCUUCACCAACUUGGGCUACCGGGCCUUCUCCCUGUCCUUUUGACGGCCGGACACCUGCACCCCCGCCCAGCAGCCUGCACCUUGUUCUGUUUUUUCACAAUAAAGUUUGUUUUUUAUAUAUUA
Molecule: messenger RNA, 1215 nt
Organism: Oryctolagus cuniculus (rabbit)
Lineage: Eukaryota; Metazoa; Chordata; Mammalia; Lagomorpha; Leporidae
Gene: THOC6
Product: THO complex subunit 6
Biological process (GO): mRNA export from nucleus
Cellular component (GO): transcription export complex; THO complex
Molecular function (GO): protein binding
Source: RefSeq, a predicted model, not a curated record